Messenger RNA from Lichtheimia ornata, 2031 nucleotides. RefSeq lists its product as uncharacterized. Gene Ontology annotation, biological process: SCF-dependent proteasomal ubiquitin-dependent protein catabolic process. The record is from RefSeq and is a predicted model, not a curated record. Gene Ontology annotation, cellular component: SCF ubiquitin ligase complex. Bases 1 to 2031 code for a protein of 676 amino acids. Lineage: Eukaryota; Fungi; Mucoromycota; Mucoromycetes; Mucorales; Lichtheimiaceae. The transcript has 2 exons. Gene Ontology annotation, molecular function: protein binding.
AUGACCGUUGUCGAGAACAUUAGCUGGUCCGAAUUACUGAAGCAUACAAAUCUCACAGCCGAACAUGGUAAUGACGGCAACCGAAUUGCCACGGCAACUGAAACCUUGCAGCAAGCAGCACACCAAUUCGUUCAAGUCAUCAACGAACGUGCCCGGCUUUUAGCCAAGAGUGCUCAAUUUGAUGCGGCUUUACGGGAUGCAGCAGCCAUAGUUGCCAUAUUACCGGCAUCAGGGCUUGGAUACUUGUGUAUGGGAGACGUGUACUGUCAACAAGGACAUCAUUCCGCAGCCAUUUCCAUAUACGAUCAAGGGGUUGAAGCAGUACCUGAAUCAGAUGCCCAUUAUCAGCACCUUCGACAACAUCGGAUGACAGCAACAACCAAGAACAGCCAACACGUCGACUUCAUCAGCCGAUUACCAUUGGAUAUCGUUGUCACCAAUAUUAUACCGAGGAUGGAGCUAGAUUCCACAUCAUUUACGUCAUUUGAGCCUCUUUACGUAUCACGUGCAUGGCAGGAGCGUAUCUUGAGGGCUCCUAAGGGUUUACACUUUGGCUUUGAUGGAGAAAAAUUCAAUGAGGAUCAAGCGCAGAUUGUCAAGUUUGCACCCUAUGUUCAGAGCUUGGUGGGAUGUAGGACCGAUUUUCAUUUGGACGAUCUCUUUUCUCGAGCACAUUUUGCCAAUCUUAAGGAGCUAGAAAUCAAUCUUAUGGAGACCACUCUAAGCCGUCCAGUAAUGAAGGGUCUACAAAUGGUGGCGGACUCGCUGACUCACUUGGCCAUUAGUGGGUGUCCCCAUAUCCAGUUACGUGAUCUCCUUGAAUCAUGCCCAAAGCUUGUAUCCCUUAAUGCAACUGAUGUGGAACUUGUUAUGCCUUCCUUGCCAUUCUCACGCUUUCCAAAAAUGUCGCAUUUGUCACUUCGCAACAUAGAGGAAACAGCUCUCACGUAUAACAAUAUGCAUGAUGUCCUCAGCCGGUUUCCUUCUUUGUUGUCGUUGGAGAUUACGCAGAUGCCUGAAUCCAGAGUCUUGACACUUCUACACGAGGAUUGUCCAUACCUACAGGAGCUUUAUUAUGGUUGUCGCGGCAAUGGCGAUCACGAAUUUGACACCCAUCCAAAUCUAAAAGGGGUCACGACGGCGCAUUUAGGAGAUGAAGACUUUUCUUAUGAGCAAGACGACCUGAUACAAUUUCUACACCUGCACAGACAUUCAUUGAAAACGAUUGAUUUUGGCUGCUCUCAUAUUAAUGACAACAAUUGCAAUUGGAAGUUGGAGAAUGGACAAGUACUACAGGUACACGAUCAUCGAGAUGUACCUCGUUUACGCCAUAAUGAUGAUCCAAUUCAAACAAAGACCGUAUUCACACGACUUGUCAACAUUGAUUUUUCGAAUUGUAAGCCAUCAUCAUCUCGUGACUUUAUGAUAUGGUUGAUGUCGAAUGCUCCCAAUCUCAAAGCCAUCCGUCUCACUGAAUCCCAUUUUCUACCUGAUGUCUCAAACGCCAUGAUCAAGAUGAGCAACCUUUCAAAGUUGGAAAUUACCAAGAUCAAGGGCACUGCCGAGUUUUUCAGUCCCAUCAUUUCAUUCAUGCUGCAUCAUAAUGCAAUGGAGGAUCGGUCAACGCUCGAAGAACUCAUUCUACACAUAGAUGAUGGGACAAUGCAUGCGGUAGUAUGGCUGAACCUAAUUUCUCAAAUGAAGCGUCUCAAGGACUUGAUAUUGCUCACGGAUGUCAUUCCCCAAUAUUGCUUACCAACAUUGGCGAACAUUGCUCGAGAUUGCUCCUCUCUGGAAAGCUUAACGCUCGGUACUGAGUAUGGCUCCUAUUUUACUGAUGGCGUCAUAACGUCUUUGUGUCCACAUCCCAAGCUAAAGUAUCUCACGAUUGGAGCUAAAUCAUUAUCAGCCGCCGACUUUUUCGCAUUGCCUACAUUUCCUAGUCUAGAACGUCUUCGUCUUCAAUAUCAUAUUCCACAUUUGACUAAAGACAUGUUACGUAAACACAUUCCAAAAGUCAUUAUUGAAUAA